AUGGCGACCGCCGCCGGCAUUGGAGUAGGUGUGGCGAGACUCAGCAAAGCGUGCACUGAGUGUCACUCGCGCAAGGUCAAGUGCGAUGCGCCUAUUGUCGGGAUACCCUGCGGCCGAUGUGUCAGCAAGGGAUGCUCCGAGAGUUGCAAGUUGGUCUCUCGCCAGAUACGAAAGAGAGAAUCCUCGUCGAACCAUGCUUUAGUGGACUCUUCAACCUCUUCCAAUCCAAUCGUGCCGCCGUCUUCCAUCCGGCGCACCCACGGUUCCCAUUGUCUUGGUGAAUUUGGGAAGACGAGCUCGAUAGGUUCAGGCCGCGCGCCCGAAAAUAUACGAGACGUCUAUGCACUCCCGCAGGCCCAAGCAGAAUACAACGGAAGGAGUCAUUAUCUUAGUAUAUUGAAGACGGCGAUGAAUGGCAGUGAGACGGGUGAAAGUCCCGGGCUCGGGUCUACUGCCAACAGCUCCACCGAUAACACUCCACACUACCCAGAAAACACACAGGUCGGCAUGUCUGGUUUGGAUCCGGUGGAUCUAGAGUUUCUUACAGUCCUAACAAGUGCUACUCUCUACGUGCCGACUGAGCUCCUCACCUCGUGUGGAUACCCAAACGUCACAGACGCGCAGACGGCAUUUUUCAACAAGGCAUUGCUACUACACGACUUUCAAUGCGAGAAGAGUCAACUAUGCCUGCUUCAGGGAUCCCUCAUCCUAGGCACAACUGCCUUCUUCUACCCCAUCGACCGAGAUGUUCAGUACUGGUUCUUCAAUGCCGUCCGGCUUGCCACGAAAUUGGAACUCCAGAAGCUUGAUCAACUACGGAUUGCGGACACUCAGCUUCGCGGGCUAUAUAGGAGAAUUUGGUGGGUGAUCUACUGUCGAGACGUGCUACUGUCAUUCCUUGGCAUGCAAAGUAUGCCUCUGGUCAGCGACAAGAAGAAGCUGCCAGCGUUGCCAACGGCGGAAGAUUGGGAAGUUCAGAGUGACAACAUAAACACCCUGUUCCCUUCCACGGUAACUCGAAGGAAAUGGCUUGUUGGAAUAUCCGACCCAGAUCAGUUCAACGCUGAAACCAUGGCUCACGAGUUUCAUAAUUGGAGAAGUCAGCUUCGAGGAGCAAUCUACGCGGACCAUCACCUCACCGAUAGCCCCUACCUCACGGCCCUAAUCGCAGCCAGUUACAGGUUCGAGUGUAUCUUGUACAGGACUCUGAAGCUUCAUUGGAAGUCUAUUGAUGUUUCCCAGUACGACUGGGUACGAGGUCGACUUCGAUGCUCUAUGUUUGAGCUUGACACGCUUUUCGGCAGAGCGCUUGCAAAUGGCGAACUUAGGAGCCUGCCCAUGUCGUUGUGCGUCUCCCCAACAGAGAGUCCCAAAAUCGAGAAUAAACGACUAACGAUUGAGCCUGGAAGCAAUUCCAAUAUACCAAUAGCACUGGCCCUCCACAUAGAGACCGCCUUGGAUGCCACCGAGUCGAACGCAACCAAGUCCAUGUCGCUCAUCUACAUUCGUCAAGGAUUGCUCAUUCUCGAGCAGCUUCAGGACUCGCCAGUAAUGAAGAGGGUAUUGUCCAUCUUUGAGUGGGCAUUAACUCGAUUGGAUCUAAUCCCCGAGGUUUCUCAGGACAAGCAAGUCAGUGACGGUGUUCGUGCUGGCAGUGAGCAGGACGGGUCUGUGGACCAGGUGGGAGCCUCGACGGGUCAGGAAUUUGGAGAAAUGCUCGAUCAGAUGGAGCCGUGGUUUGGUGAUUUCCUCGGACUUGACUUCCUCGAUAACUUGAGGUCGGGCGGCGAUAGAGGAUAG
Colletotrichum costaricense is the source of this 1800-nucleotide messenger RNA. RefSeq lists its product as uncharacterized. Gene Ontology annotation, molecular function: DNA-binding transcription factor activity, RNA polymerase II-specific; zinc ion binding; DNA binding. The transcript is spliced from 6 exons. Bases 1 to 1800 code for a protein of 599 amino acids. The record is from RefSeq and is a predicted model, not a curated record. Gene Ontology annotation, biological process: DNA-templated transcription; regulation of DNA-templated transcription. Lineage: Eukaryota; Fungi; Ascomycota; Sordariomycetes; Glomerellales; Glomerellaceae.